GCAUCAAGUGAUAACAGCCAGCUGGGGUCCGGCGGUGCGGACAAUUUGGUGGUGCUGUGGGAUGUCGUCUCGGGUCAGGCGUUGCGGCGAUGGCGCAAGCACGUUGGUCGGGUAAACGCCGUCAAGUUCGCAGGACCCUCGAAUGACGAGGGUGAGGUUCCCCUGGCGUCCAGUCUUCUUCUCUCCGUAGGUGUUGAUGGCAUGCUGCUCGCCUGGGAUGCGAGAUCUAGAACACCGUAUCCCAUUCAAACCAUGCACGAAGCAAAGGAUAGCGUCAACUGUCUCGCAGUACGUCGAUGGCAAAUAAUCACUGGAUCUGUUGACCGAUGUGUUCGCAUUUACGACAUUCGUAAAGGUGAAAUGACGCAAGAUUACAUCGGAUAUCCAGUCACUUCUGUUGGUCUCUCGUUUGAUGGGCAGUGUUUGCUCGUAGCUUCUCAAGACUCCAUAGUGAGACUCUUUGAUUACACAAACGGUGAACUGCUUAACAAGUACUCUGGUCAUGCGAACAAGGACUUCAGGAUCGACUGUUGCCUCAUGAACGACGACGCUCAAAUAGCAAGUGGUUCCGAAGAAGGUGAUCGGGUACUUAUGUGGGACGUUCUGGUGGGAGGGCCUCCAAGUGGAUAUCUUGAUCAUUCAAUUGGUUCACCUGCCUGGUCAUCUGAAAUCGGCGAAAUAGCGGACAAGGCAAAUUCCAUCCCGUUUAUUCACUCACUCUCUCCACAUCCUACCAACAACUCUCUCCUUUCUGCUGGCGCCGACUUCGUUUGGCUAUGGGGUGUCGAAGAAAACAAAGACUAA
Messenger RNA from Mesocestoides corti, 804 nucleotides. Lineage: Eukaryota; Metazoa; Platyhelminthes; Cestoda; Cyclophyllidea; Mesocestoididae. The record is from the annotation of a GenBank genome assembly.